Zymoseptoria tritici IPO323 is the source of this 1023-nucleotide messenger RNA. RefSeq lists its product as uncharacterized. The record is from RefSeq and is a predicted model, not a curated record. The transcript has 3 exons. The coding region runs from base 1 to 1023 and encodes 340 amino acids. NCBI's taxonomy places the organism in Eukaryota, Fungi, Ascomycota, Dothideomycetes, Mycosphaerellales, Mycosphaerellaceae.
AUGGUGCUCAAGUCUCUACUCAUGAGCGCAUUGCUCAUCGUGCCAACGCACGCACAGUCAUCUUCACUACACAACUCAAGCAUCCCAACAGCGCCGCGCAGCGAGACUUCACCCUCUCUGCCAAUCACGUCAUCCGGCCUGGAACAAACAGGUACUACCAAAGCCGUCACACUGGAGCCUCCGAAGACAUCCUGCCCAGCGGGAACCACGACUGUCAAGAGCUGCUGGACUGGCUACACCAUACAAUGGACAAGCAAGCCAGGACAAGUUCGGUAUAGCAGCGCCAUCUUGGUUCAAUCUGCCCCUGGCGGUUCAGCCGGAAUUCCUCACAAACGCCACCACAUCAAGUACAUCGUCUUCGAAAACUUCAAUGACCACGACCACAAGUACUCUGGUGGCCCCUGCGACGACAGUCUUAUUCGUGUCACGUUCACUCACUCGAGGAAAGCCUCCUGGCUCGACGUGUGCGAGCAGCACAACGUUUCCAGUCUGCUCGGACAUCAGCGCUUCGCAACUCCCGUUGUCUUCACAACAACACUUCCCGAAUUCAAGGGCGGAAACGACUUGGGCAAUGUCAUACGGAAGUGCCACGACGUCUCGAGAUUUCCCGGACACGGCGAUCUUUCGGGGAGAGCCCAAAGAAUCUUUGCCGUCGACACCUGCGAAGAGGGUCGCAAGGUUGAACUUUCAUCUAAAGGUGAGCGGAUUGCCGAGCGAAAGUUCAACCAAGAGAGUUUUGUCAACUACGACUUCUACAUCCACUGGAUACCAGGCUGCAGACUGAAGAACGCGGACGGCAAACUAGUCGACAGGCAGAAAGUCGACUUCAAAACGACUAGUGACAACAAAGAUCCGAGCACGGUGCACAAUUCGGCUUGCAUGGCGUACUUUGUCAGCACGUACAAGCAAUGCAACAACGAGGGCGUAGGAGGUAGCAUAGAGGCAGGAUGUCUGAAGUACACUUUCACCGGAGGUAGAUUCGAGGUGCUGAUAGAUUACUGGAAUACAGUGGUGCCGGUUUGA